AUGGUAUUUAGUAGCAGGUUCAAAUGGCCUCACAAGCAAAAUAGCCCAAUUCUUGGAGACACUCUGAUUAGUACACAUACCACCGAUAUCCACGACAACAUCGUCAUAUUUCAAUCUCAAAAAUUGUCACCUCUGUCAUCACAUGCAUCUCUAAUGAGAGUUUUCGAUAAAGAACCAUUCUUGUGCCUUUUGUUCUUAUCAUCUCUUCCUUGUGCCCCAGCCAGUAAUGCUAGUUCUACUCAGAAGCUCGAGGUUGAGCAGAUUUUGAAGAAUUUGAAUAAACCAGCUGUUAAAUCUAUUCAGAGUCCUGAUGGAGAUAUAAUCGAUUGUGUUGAUAUUUUAAAACAACCAGCUUUUGAUCACCCAAAGCUUAAAAAUCACAAAAUUCGGAUGAGGCCAAGUUCUUACCCAGAAGGGACGAUAAUGGAAGAAAGUAAUAAUGUGUCUUCAAAAUCAGCACCAAUUCCUCAACUAUGGCACCAAAAUGGAACUUGUCCAGGGGGAACCAUUCCUAUAAGAAGGACAAGAGAAGAAGACAUAUUGAGAGCAAGUUCUGUGCAACAAUUUGGAAAGAAGAAUCCCAAGAACAUCCCUCCAACAGCACCGAACGUUGGCCAUGAGUAUGCCAUAGCUUUUACGAGAGGUGAUAGAUAUUAUGGUGCGAGCGCAACCAUGAACGUUUGGAAGCCUAAUGUUCAACAAAACGAUGAAUUUAGUAUCUCUCAAAUGUGGGUCGUAAAUAAUGAUGAUAGUCAAAAUCUCAACACUAUUGAAGCCGGUUGGAUGGUGAGUCCAGAACUGUUUGGAGAUUAUCGCACCAGACUAUUCACAUAUUGGACUACUGAUUCAUAUAGAGAUACUGGAUGCUAUAAUCUCCUAUGCUCUGGCUUUGUUCAACUCAAUGCCGGAGUAGCUGUAGGAUCCACAAUCUGGCCAUUAUCUUCCUAUGGGAAUGCUAAAUCCCAAUAUGAAAUCAAGAUCCUCAUAUGGAAGGAUAAACUCAAUGGAGACUGGUGGAUGCAAUAUGGAGCGGACAAAGUUAUGGGAUAUUGGCCUUCAUCCAUAUUCACACACCUCUCUGAUGGUGCAUCAUUGAUGGAGUGGGGAGGUGAAAUAAUAAACUCAGAAUCUAAUGGACAACACACAAGAACACAAAUGGGAAGUGGGCAUUUUCCUAGAGAAGGAUAUGGCAAAGCAAGCUAUUUCAACAACAUCAAAAUUGUUGAUGGCAAAAAUCAAUUGGUGCGUCCUACUAACAUUACGCCUUACUCUGAUAAUUCCAACUGUUAUUCUAUCCAAACCGGCUCUUCUCGUCGAUUGGGCACUUUCUUCUAUUAUGGCGGUCCUGGCAGAAACCCUAGUUGCCCUUAA
Messenger RNA from Neltuma alba, 1371 nucleotides. RefSeq lists its product as uncharacterized. Bases 1 to 1371 code for a protein of 456 amino acids. The record is from RefSeq and is a predicted model, not a curated record. The transcript is spliced from 9 exons. Lineage: Eukaryota; Viridiplantae; Streptophyta; Magnoliopsida; Fabales; Fabaceae.